Messenger RNA from Symbiodinium sp. CCMP2592, 5361 nucleotides. The record is from the annotation of a GenBank genome assembly. NCBI's taxonomy places the organism in Eukaryota, Dinophyceae, Suessiales, Symbiodiniaceae.
AUGGCCUCGGAUCUCUACGACACCUUUGUCCAUUGGCUUCUGCGGCAACAACAGGCGGAUGUUGUAUUUGUCCAAGAACUGCAUUGGGGAUGCGGAAAGACGGAGAAUAGCUGGGCGAUCGAGGGAUGGCAAGCGAUAGUCUCUGCGGACCCGCAGAGGCGAUACAGUGGAGUGGGCAUCUUCAUUUCGCCCAGAUUGGCAUCUGGGGCAGAGAUUACUCGCGCGGUCUGCAUACCGGGACGACUCUUGCACGUUCGCUGCCGACGAGACAAGGUCACGCUGGAUCUGGUAGCGAUGUACCAAUGGGUUUGGCAAUCCAAGCAGUCGGAUGACGUGGCGGCUAAGCGACAGGCUGUCUGGACAGCUUUUGGCACCUUGCUACAGCGGCUUCCGCGACGACAUCUGCUGAUUGUGGGCGCGGAUCUAAACUCGAGAUGCGCACCGAUUCCAGGCCUGAUAGGUCGGGGACUGCUUCAGGCUACAGCUCGCCACCCGGACCCGGAACUACUGGAACUGGUCAAGCAGAAUGAGCUGGUUCUUGCCAAUACAUGGAGCAGCUCCAGGAAACUGCACAGUCACACGUAUCAUAACGGCCCAGUGCGAACACAACUGGACUUUGUCAUGGUACGGAAGGCUGCUGCCGAUCGAGUGGUUAAACAGGCCAGACCGAUCGGCUUGGACCUUGCACCCUGGCGUAAAGGGCCGAAACAUAGACCUGUUCUGGCUAGCGUUCCUAUGCUUGCAGGCUGGUGCUUCGCCAAGAAACGUCCCUCUGUACAGGGUUUCUCACUUCGGGAUUUGAGGGCUGCUAGGCGUAAGUGGUUGGAGGACCAGAUCGACAAAGCAGACCGGGCGGCCAGGCAUCAUGAUCAGGCCGAGGUGUACCGAAUAGUCAACACCCUGGCACCACGACAGGGUCGCACGACGGUGUACAUCAAAUCUCCUGAAGGACACUUGCUUAGUGGCGCGGAACAGUUUAAGGCUAUCUACGACUACUACAGCAAGGCUUUCAGUCGGGAAGAGGAGUUCCACUGUCCUAGCAGUUGCGAUCCAGUCUUGUACAGUGACCAGGCUGUUCUGUCUGCCAUAGACAGGCUUAAGUUGGGCAAGGCUGUACCUGCCACGAGUGUACCAGCGGAGAUUUGGCGUCUCUGCCCGGAGGCCUUGAUCCCAAGAUUUCAGCACGCACUAGCAACGGGCCAACAGGUUGUCGAGCAGGCGUCGGAGAAACUCCGUCAAACCCCGCAGUUUGCAUACCAAGCACAGAAGUCCAUGGAGGAAGCGGUAGCGCGUGUCGCUAUGCACUGCAGACGGGUCCGACUUUCGCUGAAGUCUGCAGUUGUCAGUGUGGAGCAGAAACGCGCUGGACGCAGAGCGGCCACGUGCAUAGGAGGCGCUAUGCUUAGUUUGGACCUCAGUAGAGCCUUCGACACCCUCACCAGACCCAUUCUUCAAAAGGCCUUGGAGUUUGUAGGCAUAGAUCCUUCACAUCAGCAAAUCAUCCUGGCCAUUCAUGAGCAAUGCAGCUACAGCCUCAAACAUGGCGGUAAAGAUGGUGCCUUCCCAAUGUCCCGGGGCGUUCGUCAAGGAUGUGCAUUAUCGCCAGUGUUGUAUGCUGCCUUCACGGUAUGGUUCCAUGCACAGUUGAAGGACCGCACGUCACAGGCAUGGGCAGACAGGUCCCAGAGUAUGGUUUACCUUGGCAUUGUUGCAUCGUAUGCCGGCUUCGAGAUGCAGACUCUGCGUCAUAGACUGCGAGCUGGCAUGCAAGCCAGGCAACGCCUUGCAAAGCUUCUGCAUUCCCGUGUGCUUGGUCUCAAGUAUCGGGUGCGUCUCUACACUUCAUGUGUUAAAAGCACGGUUCUAUACGGCCUGCAUGCGGUUGGGGUUACUAGUGCGGUGUUGCAGAAGCUUGAGUCCUGGGACGCACGAUCUUUGCGUGCUGUUGCCAAAUCCCCGGUCCAUCUGUCGCGCGAGAAUAACGGCGUCUUCCGCAAGCGCAUCGGCGCGGAAUCUCCCACUGCCAGCCUGCAUAAGCUACUCCGCAAGCGAACUGCCAAAGUCCUGGAGCCAUGCUGUGUGCAACUGUUUCAGGAACAACUAGACUUCUUUGCGGAGCUUGAACAGUCUGCUAGUGGCAGUGCGAAGGGUUUGCAGCCAGUCACGUGUGUGGCGAGCGAAGGGGAGGCCUGUCGGAUCUGCGGACAGUACUUUCCCAACAGACGCAUUUUGCUUACACAUAUCUCCCGGCAGCAUCCCGAAUCUGCUGCACAGAAGCGCCCGGCUCUGCCCCACAACCAUGUGUACAGCUUACAUGCGGCGGACGGCAUGCCGAAAUGCCGCCACUGUGGGGAAGUGUUCCAGAGGGUUGAUGGCCUCAAGAAGCAUCUCAAGUCAGCGUGCACUGUUCUAUAUCCCAAAGCGGCGACAUCGGGCCGAGCAGGCUCCACCGGUGAGGGAGAGGAUCAGGUCCCUCUCUCUCACAGUGAGGUGCUAGGUCGCACCUCCGUGGUGGAGUACUGCCCUCCGCUGAUAGAGGAUCCCGAGUAUAGUGUGCAGUGUCAACAGGGCUGGAAGGAUGUCUUCCGCAACCAGACAUAUGCCGAGAAGCUCAAAACUCACUGCGUGAUCUGCAAUCAGUGGCUAUGCAUGGUAGGCCCCGGAGUGAAGCAGCACUUUCGCCUCAUGCAUAAAGAUUACAUGAAGCAUCAUGAUGCUGCGGUCUCGAGACAGACCAGCCUUGGCUUAGUAGCGCUCCACCCGUGCCGCUAUUGUGGCGAGGAGUACAAGAACCCUCGCUCGUUCGUGAGCCCUUGCAUGGACCUGCCGAUGGAGGACUCAGCCCCGAGCGUAGCCCAGAAGGAGGUUGCCGAGUUCUUCGGGAACAAGGAUCGUGCGAAGGAGGCAGCGGAGGACGGCUGGACCGCAGAGGGACGUCAGCCAAAGUGGAGGAAGCCGGAGUGGGGCGAGGGCAAAGGAGCUCGCUGGUGGGGUGGCUCACAAAAACGAGGAUGGGAGCCGACACAGAGGUCGGAGUCCUCAGAGGGCCUCGACGGAGCCACGGUGGAGCUGAUCCAGGCCAUGACAAAGCUCGCCCUCAAGCACGAGGAGGAGCUGGGCAGAUCCCGCCCAGAGACGGGAUUCAUGGCCUUCUUCGAUGUUGGCGACCACGGCUACCUCAAGACCCUUCGAGAGACGGCCUUGGAGUGGCAGCAGAAGUGCGAGCAAGGACUGGUGAAGAGUCCGCUACGGCACAUCCUGUUCCUGUGUCUCCUGAAGGACUUCAAGGCCAAGCUGCAGACUCUGUUCAGCGAUCAGGAGCGGCUCCAGAAGUGCUUCCAGAUGGAAUGGCUGGUGGAGGGAAGCACUGCCCUAAAUCCCCGCUGGCAGUACUACCAAUGGAAUCCGACCCUGAGGGCCCAGGAGAUCGCCACUCAGAUCCCGCCGAUCAGCCACAUGGAUCUCCUCACCCAGCUGGAUGUUCUCGAACAGCAUGUGGCCACGGCGAACAAUCUGACCAGAUUUCGAGCGGUUCGAGGCCUGGAGGAGGAGUCGCAAAACGAGGGACCCGUCCUCACACCUGUGCCACGCGGCGAUGACGAGGCUGUGCGGCUGUGCGGUGACCAAGGUGAUGGGAUUCCGAGUCCGCCCGGAACGAGCCAGCAGGCAGCCGUGUGCCCGAGCAGUGGAGGAGGCGUACCUUCGCACCAAAUAUUGCGAUUGGCGCCCUCGCAAGCCACGAGCAGCCCGCAGCUCCCAGACCCAGAACCAGGGCUGAGUGCGGCCGAGGCCGCUGCUACUGCUGUCCACUUUAGGCCACAUGCAGACCCUCAGCUACCGAUAGCUAGACUGCGUAAUCCCCGCAAUCACUGCUACAUCAACAGCUUCAUGCAGCCACACCGACAGCAUGAUGUCUGCGAGUUUGCCGAAUUUACAGUGCCUCAGCUAGGAAUUACUGCCUUCAACGGUCGCUGGGAAGCACGAUUGGAACUGCCCGACAUUUGCAGUGAUGCAGGCACCCUUGAGGCGCCGCUCCCAUUGCAUCACCUGAGCCUGGGAGGCCUGCAAGCUAUGCUUGAUGCAUGGCACAAACAAUACGCGAUACACGCUCUCACACGUCACUCUGGGCUGUUAAUGUUGCAAAUCUGCCGCUAUACUGAUGGUGCUGCAGUAGGCAAAGAUGACACAGUGCUCAACGUGUGCCCUGGACAGGUGAUUCAAGUUCCAGUCUUCAGCAGUGACGUGGGUACUGCUGUUCGAGCCGAGUCCUUCGUGAUAGGAGCUGUCAUUCUGCACCUAGGGCCCAGAGUCACAGAGGGGCACUACCAAGCGUACAUAGGUAAGCCUGUCGCCAUCCUCCGCGCGGCUAGGUCGCCGCGCAACGCAAUUCAGACCUGUGUCCGAUCUGAUGUGGGCCUGUUGGCCCGGCACGCUGAAGACUCCCUCUCGGAGUACUUGAUUCGAUCUGCGUAUGAGUCGCUGCUGCAGCAGCAAGGGGUCGAAUUUCGACCCUUAGACGUCAGUAUGCUGAGCUACAAUGACAUCCUUGCACAUGCUGCCCGGACCCUACGAGCUGAUCUGAUGCAACAGCUGUACCGAUACUCCGAGGAUCUGAGUGAGAGCAUGCCGGCACUGCCAGGCCCUGCACUUCCGAUGUCACUUCCAUUGCCUCCUGGUCCUGUGGCACCAGCGGAGCAGUAUGCCUAUGACCUGCUUAAUGGCGGCGCUUGCUCCCUCUGGAGUGCACUACGGAUGGCGAUUAACCUUAUUCAGUUUGAGCCGGCCCGACAUGGCAAGAUCAAAAAUCAGCCUGGGGCCAUGAGCUUCUCACUGGGUGCCUUCUCGCGCACUUGCUUUGUGGGGAUCUGUCGCAAUACCCUUCGAUAUCCCAAUCUGUGCAGACUGGUGAAUCGUUACAUCAUCCACACUCUCCCCGAGCAUCAUUGGACGAGUGUGGCAAUCCACUGGAACUGUCAACUGCCGUUGCACAGGGACCAUGGCAAUGGACCGGUCCCCAAUGCCUUGUUCUCGCUAUCGGCUUUUGAAGGUGGAGACAUCUGGAUACAGUCGGAGGAGGGCUCGGAAUACCAGGAGGUCUCGGGGCAAAUGCUACGAGGGAAAAGCUGGAAACUACAUGAUGCAGCCACUGUCUUUCCGGCUCACACUGCGAUGCACGGCACCACGCCAUGGCGAAGGGAAGACCGGGUCACCAUGGUGGCCUAUUGCAUCCGCAACUACUACUCCCUCGAUCAGUCCUUUCGCACACAACUUGAGGAGCUAGGUUUCUGCUCCCCUCCGGCGGAAAUGAUGACAACCAGAUUCCCGCCACAGAUCCUGCCACCUGUCUUGUACGACGACUGA